AUGAUAUUACAACGCUCACUCCGGCCGCAGUCCGGUCUGCGCGCCGUCUCCUCCUUCUUGCCCUUCCUCCGAACAAACCCUCCGAGUCGAUCAACACAUUAUGUACCGCAAUUGGGGCACGAUAGCGCCUUCAAGAAACAUGGAAUUCCCGAUCUCCUCUCGCCGCAGGGUUUCGAUCUGUCAUGGACUCAAUACCAGGGUUUCCUGAUCAACAAACUGAAUCUUUUAACAGCAGGGACUCCUGAUGAAUCUGCAACUCCCGGUACACUCCUAGUCAAAUAUGCCCGCGAUGCGAGCAUGGCGUCGGUCUUCAACUACGCCUCCAUGGCCCACAACAACCACUUUUUCUUCAAUUGUCUGGCCCCCCAACAAGUCCCCAUCCCCGAACACAUCUCCAAUGCCAUCAACGAUUCCUGCUCGUCCGUCGAGUCGCUCAAGGCAGAAUUCCUCGCCACCGCCAACGCCAUGUUUGGUCCCGGCUUCGUCUGGCUGGUGAAAGCGAAGGAUACCGGCCAGUUUAAAAUACUCUGCACCUACAUUGCCGGCUCUCCGUAUGCUGAUGCCCACUACCGCCGCCAGCCCGUCGACAUGGCAACCCAGACCACCGGCAUCACCGGAGGAGAGAACCUGCAACAGAUCAGAAGACUCGCCCCAACGAAUCGAGUAGGCUCAAUGGGUGCCUAUUCUCCUCAGAAGAAGGUUAUGGCACCCGGCGCCAUUGAUGUUCAUCCUAUUCUGUGCGUGAACACUUGGGAACAUGUAUGGCUUCCCGACUGGGGUAUUGGAGGCAAGCCAAAAUUCCUGGAGGCAUGGUGGAAUAGGGUCAACUGGAACGAGGUGGCGCACAAUGAUUCCAAGUGUGGGUCGUUUUCGACGCGCGCUUCCUCUGCGAGAUCUUCUUUCAGGAAAAGACAGAGGAUCUGA
Molecule: messenger RNA, 924 nt
Organism: Paracoccidioides brasiliensis Pb18
Exons: 4
Coding region: 1-924 (307 amino acids)
Biological process (GO): superoxide metabolic process
Molecular function (GO): superoxide dismutase activity; metal ion binding
Source: RefSeq, a predicted model, not a curated record